Messenger RNA from Ogataea philodendri, 825 nucleotides. RefSeq lists its product as uncharacterized. The coding region runs from base 1 to 825 and encodes 274 amino acids. Lineage: Eukaryota; Fungi; Ascomycota; Pichiomycetes; Pichiales; Pichiaceae. The record is from RefSeq and is a predicted model, not a curated record. The transcript has 2 exons.
AUGGCCCGAAGAAUUGAACCCGUAUCUGUUGAUAACGGCCUCGUCCUGCGAAAGACGGAAGAACCGAGGAGGUCGAUGACCUGGCCCUCCUUGUCGAACCCGGCCGCCAUUCCGAGUGGAUUCGACAAUGUCUUGCCAAACACCUUCACCUGCAGUGCCGGAUCGUCCAUGUCGACAAACAGUUUGGGAGUGAGACCGUAUUUGAGCAGCGCAAUCCCGAGCUUGUGUCCUGUCUCAGCGUCGGUGGUCAGCCGGAUCAGGGGACACCAGAUGUACUCGUUCGCGGCGGACCUGGCGUCCAAGGAGUACAGUCCCAGUGCCACGAGGAGUGCGAUUGCUGUCUUGGGCAAAAACCCCGCUCUGCGCAAUUGGCCGCCUGAGGACGACGUGCUUGCCAUCCGCGACACAACGGCUGCGCGCGAACGUCUCACGGGGCUCAGAACACCCCUUUUCAAGCUCAAGGAAACAACACCGGUUCGACCAAGCAUGAGAAAAUUGUUGCACAGCCAGUGUCGAAUUUCAUAUACCGAGAUGCACAGCCCGAGACUGGGUCAGCAUCACUUGCUGUUGGACUCGCGGACUCUUUCCCACGCCGAGGUUGGUGCUGGUGCAGGCGUCUGUUUGUCAGGCAGCGACGGGUCGAUGUCGAAGAGCGACGAAGGUGUCUGGGCGGAAUUGGCGGAAGAUGGUGGGUUUUCGUCGUGUUCCUCCUUUCUCACUUUAGCCCAGGCCGUGUUGUCGUCUACAACGGGCUGGAACCGCGGGUCAACCGUGCGGGGGUCCUUGAUUUUGUGUUCGGGAUGUUUGAUAGUCUCGCGGAAGUAG